This is a messenger RNA of Antechinus flavipes (yellow-footed antechinus), 1561 nucleotides long. RefSeq names its product basic salivary proline-rich protein 1-like. NCBI's taxonomy places the organism in Eukaryota, Metazoa, Chordata, Mammalia, Dasyuromorphia, Dasyuridae. The coding region runs from base 1 to 942 and encodes 313 amino acids. The transcript has 3 exons. The record is from RefSeq and is a predicted model, not a curated record.
AUGACCCUUGGGCAACCUUGUACGGCAGGAACUGCGGUCUCCUUGCCUCUAAGCCCCAGCCUGCCUCGGACCCCACCCGGCCGAGGGAUCCCACCUCCUUGGUCACGGGGAGAAAGGGUCCGCUUCCCGGCCGCCAUCGGGGACCGACUCUGGGUGUCAAAAGCCGCAAAGGGCCUUCGGCCGCCGGCCCAGUCCUGGUCCCCAGCACGGGAGGAGGGCGCCCCCCAGCACGGGAGGAGGGCGCCCCCCAGCACGGGAGGAGGGCGCCCCCCAGCACGGGAGGAGGGCGCCGCCAGCACGGGAGGAGGGCGGCCCCCAACACGGGAGGAGGGCGCCCCCCAGCACGGGAGGAGGGCGCCCCCAGCACGGGAGGAGGGCGCCCCCCAGCACGGGAGGAGGGCGCCGCCAGCACGGGAGGAGGGCGCCCCCAGCACGGGAGGAGGGCGCCGCCAGCACGGGAGGAGGGCGCCCCCAGCACGGGAGGAGGGUGCCCCCAGCACGGGAGGAGGGCGCCCCCAGCACGGGAGGAGGGCGCCGCCAGCACGGGAGGAGGGCGCCCCCAGCACGGGAGGAGGGCGCCCCCAGCACGGGAGGAGGGCGCCCCCAGCACGGGAGGAGGGCGCCCCCCAGCACGGGAGGAGGGCGCCCCCAGCGAGGGCUCAGGCCCCGGGUCCUCGGCUACUCAAGGCCUGGACCGGCAGCUUCCCCGCGCCAAGCCUUCGGGUUCGGCUUAACGUCGGGAGUGACUGCGUCAACUUCCCAGGAAAGCGCGGCUUGCCCCUCCUCAGCAGCCCGAGUCCCGGCCUCCGGCCGCCUCUGGGCCCGUUUUCCUCAAUAAAGCGAGCCCUGCCCCGCGCGGGCCGCCCGGCUUUGCCAUCUGCGGCCCAGGGCUGCGUUCGGGCGCCGCUGACUGACUCACCCAUUCAUUCUUCGCCGCGGUGACCGCGUGACUCUCGGCACGUGAGGCCCCCCGCUCCGGCUCCCGGGCCUUUUCAGCUUUAUUCCCGUUUUUUCCUCACGCGAAGCCUUUUCUCCGGCCCAGCUGGCCCCGGGCACGCCCGGCCCCUCCUCCUCUCUCCCGCAUUGGGGGGGAAGGGGCCCGACCCCCGCGAGGGGAGCGCUCUCCCCACUCCCGCCCUAAGAAAGGUCCUCGCUGCCCCUUCUCCCGCAGGCCCUUCUGCCCCUGCGGCGGCGAGGUUCUCCUCCCCCGCUUCUCUCGGGGCGCUCCGGCUCAGACCGGCACCACAGUGCGCAGGAGGGGGCAGGGCGGCCCGCGGGCAGUGGGGGAGAGCGGCUCAUCUGGGGGUGGGCUCAACGCGGGGAAUCCCGGCUCCGGGAUCCACGACUGCGCCUGGGACCCCGACCGUGUGAGGAAGCCGACGGGAGACACGGCGGUUGGAUCAGAGGUUGGGAUCAGAGGAAGAGGAGCACUUGGGAUCAGAGGAAGAGGAGCACUUGGGAUCAGAGGAGAGGAGGAUCUGGGAUCAGAGGAAUAGGAGCACUUGGGAUCAGAGGAGAGGAGGAUCUGGGAUCAGAGGAAGAGGAGCACUUAGGAUCAGAG